Molecule: messenger RNA, 8121 nt
Organism: Pelmatolapia mariae (spotted tilapia)
Lineage: Eukaryota; Metazoa; Chordata; Actinopteri; Cichliformes; Cichlidae
Gene: prr36a
Product: proline rich 36a
Exons: 6
Coding region: 396-4865 (1489 amino acids)
Source: RefSeq, a predicted model, not a curated record
UUUUAUAACCGCCACGCUUCGCCUUCAGUCUGUAGCCGGACUCCUCCGCCACUCCUCCCCUUCGGGUCCGUCCUUCAUUAAGGGGAGCAGCCCGUCGCCUCCUGCCGCUGCUCAAACGUGGAGGGAAGGACACGAGGAGGGACGCCCGCCGCUGAACGCGCGGCUCUAUUGUUAGUUCAGUAAAAUUUACGGCUUCGCCUGCAUAUUUAGUGCGUUUCACGUCGUCUUCGGGGCCGAAAGGGGCCGACUGUUUGUUUCCUCGGGAGUCUUAACGACGGCUGAAAGCAGGACGUCCUUGUUAAGGAUAAGAGGAACUGACCAUUCACAGGUGUGAGCCCAUAGACGUAGGUAUCGGCAUCAACUCCAGCAGCAUCCACACGUUUCUGAAGUAGGGUAUGAAACCGGAUGGGGUUAGCAUGGAAACCACAGAGCCCAGUGAAGGUGAAGCUACUACUGUAACAGAGCCUUCCUCAUUACAAGAAAACAUAACUGAACAAGCCCCAUCACAGGCAGAUGAUGUAGCAAACGAUACUGCAUUAACAGCUGCUCCAAAGGCCAAUGGCAAACCAGUGGCUGCGCAGGCCAAAGUCAAACCAAAAGCUGGUGGGCCUCAAACAAAGCUUUUGGCCUCUGCUGGGGCUUCCAGCUCACGGCCUGGUACUGCCUCAAAUCGCACUGCGAAUGAUGUCAGAUCCUCCUCCGGUGUUUCUGCUGCUCCAGGCAAGAAGACUGCAGCAACAUCUACAGCAAAAACGUCUUCGUUAGCAGGAGCUGUACCCAAAAGGCCACUGGGUACAUCAGCAGUUUCCACAACAGCCAAGAACCAAACUAGAGUGCCUGACAAGAGGUCUGCUGGACCUGCCAGGACUACCUCUGUUGCUGCUGCCACAGUAACAAAUGGUACCAAACCAUCAGUGAAUGGCACGCCUAAGAAGAAACUUGCAACUGAGACUGUUAAUGGAGCUAAACCCAAAACUACAGCUGUUGCCAGCAGAGCCCCUUCCACUGCUCCAAAAACCAGUGCUUUGACCACAGCUAAAGCUGCUGGUGCUGCUGCAUCAAAAACCACAAGGCCGCCUGCAGGUCUCUCAACUUCUAGACUUACGUCCGCCACAUCCAGGCCUCCCGCAGCUACAACCAAGCUCUCCACCACUCAAACUGCUAAAACUACUGUUUCCAGAGUUAAUACAGCCCCAUCUACUGGCAGGACCACAUCAGCACAGCCUAAACCACCAGCAGCAGCUGCUGCUAAGAAAGAUGUCACUCGACCACCAUUUACUACAGCAGCCAAGAAACCCACAACAGCUGCUACUACCAAAAAACCCGAACCCUCUAAACCCGUGGCCACCGUAAAGGUGAGCACUACAUCUAAAUCAUCCACGACGAAACCAGUAGACUCAAAGGCAUCACAGUUCAAACCACAACAGCCUGCAAAACAUGCCCUCACAAAGAAACCCAUUGCUUCUCAACGAUUACCUGCCACUAGCAGACCACCCUUUGGCCAAACGCCACCUUCCUCUCCAGCCAACAAAGCGGCAAACUGCACGCCCUCUAAAACAAAACGUGGACCCAAACCCACUCAGACUGUCCCACCAUUCUCUGCCUCCAAGAAGAAAGACGUUUCAAACACUACCACAUCUGCUGAAGCGUCAGAGAGUAACGCGGCUGCUGCAGUAGCCGCUACUGCAGCUGCAGUUGCAGCUGGUACUGCAGCAGCAGCUGUGCUAACUGAAACACAAGCAGAGGCCAAAGCAGCCUUACCACAAGAGUCAUCCUUUGCUGCACCAGAGGAGGUGCCUGCCCCAGUUUUGCCUCAGGAGACCACUGCAGAGAUGGCACCUCAAGAGGUCCCUCAAAGCCAAGAAGUGGCUCACUCUCCUCCACCGUGCUCUGAGACAACCUUACUAGAGAAGUCUCCGCUCAAAAAAGAAGUUGAAGGCAGUGCUCCCUUAACAACAACAACAACAACAACAACAGCACAGGAGCCAACCCCUUCUUCAGUCAUGCCUUCAUUAUCACCUGAGGUCUCAACUCCAGACUUGUCAGAAGCGAAUGUUGACUUGUUAACAGACCAGGCCUCCUCUGCAUCUGCAGUCCUUCCAGCAGCGGCAAAUGCUGUCCCUCAGAUAGUCCCUCCGGCCAAUCUAAAUGAGGAAGAAGAUGAAGAGGAGAGGGAGGGAAGCCAGCUGGUUUCUGUGUCUGAAAUGAGUGGAACCACACAGCCCACAGAGGAGUCCCGUCCUGGGUCAGCUGGACUAGUCGGGGGGUCUGCUUGGAGAGCCGGUGGUGCCUUGCUCUCUGAGCUGGACUCUGAGGAGGUGAGCGGCAGUCAGCAGGGUGCAUCUGAACUGAGCGCCCCUGGUGUCCUGGAGGGCACAGAAAGCACUGAUGAUCUGGGAGAUGGUAGUCUCAAAGGAGCCAUUGACAUGGAAGGAGCCUCAGCAGGUUCUCCUGACUUUGAGAAGGUUCCUGACAUACCAGUUAAUGAUUUUGAUGAAGACGAAGAUGACGAUGAGGACGAGAAUGAUCGUGUGAUUGACAUGGAUGUAGGCUCCGAGCGGACAGAUGAACCACCAAGACCCAGGCAUGACAAUGAUGUAGAAGAGGAGGAAGACGAUGAUGUGGAGAUGGCGAGUGAGGGGGUGACUGAAAGUGGGUUAGAAAGCUACGGGAAUGCAGAUGAGGAUGACUUUGCUGAGGAUGAAAGGCUGGACAACUUGAACAGGGUGGCCCAACCACCACCUCCGCCGCCUCUGCUGCCUGCUGCACCAGCUGCUCAGUGGGACCAGCUAAACCCUUUUGCAGAUCCCUGGGCAGAACAUCAACCUCAACAGCAACAGCGGGUUCUUGAGCCUGAGCUGGUAGGAGCAGCUGCAGCAAGCCCUUUAGCAGACCCUUUGCGAGCAGAUUCUGAGACCCCAACUCAGACCUCAGCUCAUGCCUGGCUGGAAAUGGGAUCUGCCCCUUUUGUUCAUGAAAGCCUAGAAGUUCCCCAUCAUUUGUCUAUCAAAGAGGAGCCACAAAAUCUAGAGGGCCAAAUGUACUUUAAUCAGACCAAUACAGCUCCAAUGCAGACUGCGCACCCGCCCCCCCUCUCUGCACCUGGAAUGUCUCUGUCAAGCACCGUUAGCAGUGAGACCAGCACACCUGAGGAACUGGGGGACUAUAACCGAGACGUAAAGCUCCAGCCGCAAAGUUCACAAACCCCAGUGCUUUCUCCACAGCCUGAUCUGGAGGGAGGAGAUGAGGAGGAAACUGAGCCAGAGACCCUCCCUGCUGAUGAAGUUUUGGGAGGCCCUGCAACUGCCCCAACCUCCAACCCAUCCUCAUCCUCAGUAACAGAAGAUGAGGCCAGUGACACAGAAGGAGAAGCUCAGCUGGAUGAUUCCUUGGAGACGCCACUAGUCGCCAACAUAACCUUUGACAGCCAGCCUUCAGCCCAGCGCUGCCUGUCCACUGUGGAAGAGGGAGAGGAGGCUGAGACGGAGACGGAGGGCCGUGCAGGGGAAGACACCACUCCACCCUCGGCUACUUCACUGGCAUCCUAUGGCUUCGACACAAUCACCACAACUUCAAACUCCAACGCUCAGUCCACAGGGGAGAACUGUAUCAAAAGCCCUGGUAUUUUCUCCUUGGAGGAGCUGCCCGAGGAAGCCAAGGAGUCCUGUUUGAUCCCACAACCCUGUCUCGCAGAGCAGCAGUACAUAGAGUGUGGGAAGCAGGAAGGAGAGUCGGCUCAUCAUGUCAGAGAGGAAGCGCCGGGGUCAGAAGAAGCGCCAGAUCGUUCAUCCACUCACCGUUUACAGCAACCAGAGGAAAACCUGGAUGAUGCCCAGCCUCCAUACUAUUCUGCUGUGUGUGAUAAAACUGAGGACUCUUUUGCAGGCUUCACUGCACUACCGCACCCUCACCGCCGCGAUCACGCAGCAUACACCAGAGCCUACUAUGACAUUAUCAAACCUCACAGCGCCGGCGUUACCCCACCGAGGCUGACCUGUGCCGACCUCCCUCCCAGGAGCCUUGGGCAGCAGGCGCUGAGCCCUCAGCUCCGCAGGCUGGAGCAACAUCAGAGACAGCUGCAGGAGCUGCAACAACGUAGGGAACAACAGAGCAAACCACUUGAGGAGGCGGAGCAGGAGAGGAAGAGGAGGCAGGAAGAGGAGCAGAGAAGGAAGAAAGAGGAAGCUGAAGAAGAAAUAAAGCGCAAUAAAGAGGAGGAGGAAAGGCGGAUAAAGGAGCAAGCAGAGGCAGCCAAGAAAGAGGAGGAGGAGCUUAGACAGAGGAGAGACCUGGAGCUGCAGCUGCAGCAGCAACAAGAGGAGCUGAAGCAAAGGCAGCAAAUCAUGCAGUGGCAGCAGGAGCUACAGCAGUCUAACAAAGGUCAGACGGUGUUGCUGUCCCCCUCCUCUGCCCUCUGCACCAUCUACGAAGCCCUGGAGAACACUGAUGAAGAGGAAGUGGAUGGUGAGGAAGAAAUAAAGGAGCUAAAACCCACUAAACACAAGGAACCUAAGCAAAAGGACGUUCUCCAUCCUUCCCAGGAUGGAGAAAGUUCCUCCCCUUCCCAGUCUCCAGAGCGGCCUCCACCCUUGGACCUGGACUGGGGGAAGAAAGUGGACAUAGUCCAACAGCUGAUUAAUCAGACCCUGCUACUGAAUGGAGAUAGUUGCUCCUCGCUGCUGUUGUUGCCAGGAGGUGCAGGAGGCACACUGAGCCCCCUGGAGAGCAGCAUGUGGCCCAGUCUGCUGCCUUCACUUGCUCCUCCCUCUGCCACGGUCACCUCUGUGAGUAGUUUCUCCCCCGAGGCCACGGGCAGUUCGCCACAGGGGGAGUGGACGGUGGUAGAGCUGGAGACUCACCACUGAAGGACCAGUGGUGAGUCCUUCAGUGGUGACACAUUCAUACAGGGAACGUGACACAAGUCCUGCCAGUUUAUGCACACACCACAGGGUGACAAACAGUCUACUGUAUAAACUCCCGAUAUUCACUCCUGGAGAAGAGCCGUAUGGAUUGAGGUAAACAUUUUGGGCUGGGCAUCAUCAAUAUUACAUAAUCUGAUAGGGAACAUAAAUGAGAUCACACUUCUAAAGUCACAAUUUUCAGAGUACAUGAAGGGAUCACAAAGGCAAAUUGUAUUACUCUGCCCAGACCCAUGAUCAUGUGGUGCUGUAGAUCAGUGGUUCCCAACCAGGGUGGCGAAUGACUUUGUUCCAUGCACUCUUUAUUUUUUUAGACUUUCUUUGAAUCUUGUUUUUCUUCCAAACUACUGAGUAUGUCUACUUACUGGGGGCUUUGAAAGCAGCUAAAAUUCAGAGCUGUGGCAAAAAGUGACCAAUGUUAUUUUUAAGAGAUUGUAAGUCCAAAAAAGUUUGGAACCACUGCCCCGAGUUAAUUUCAGAGAUGAUGGUUUUUCUUCCUGUACUGUGAAAACAAGCACAAACAAAACUGUUACCAAUGUUUGGUGGUGCUACAGUUGAAUUAUUGGCUGGUUCUCAAAACACGUUGCUGUUAAUUAAUGCAAAAAAGUUAAUGGAGUAAGACUCUCAGGCAGUAUUCAAGAUAGUAAAUUAAACUAAAUGGACUGAAAAGGUAAAACGUCUUUAGGUAAAUAUUUAAAAUUCUUCUCUGUGAGUAGGAAAAAUGUUCAUUGCCAACAGUAUAAAGAGAAAUGUAUCCAUAGCAUCAAUCGCCGUAUGUUUGGUCGUAUUUCUAUGCUCGUUUAUUUUUACUAUUCUGAAUGAGAAAAUGGAUCAGAUUAGAGCCCGAGCUGAUAAAUGUUUGUCCAGAAGACUGACUUCCCUGAUGGAAGCACAUUUGAAAUGCCACAAGCAGCAACCAGCUGAUCUGAGCAGAGUGUAAAAGGAACAUUUUAAACAGCAUUGUCAUAUUUUCUUAGCAAGGACAAUUUUAAAGAAAACAGUUUCAUGUGUCUGAAACAAACAAACAAACAAACAAAAAAAAUCAACCAAUGUCGAAUUUUUGAAUUGCCAAACAUUAGUCUUAAAAUUCUAAAUCAGUCAGGCUUGCUUCAGUGAUAUUCAAACCUGAUUUUUAGGUCUGCUUUAGCGUGCAUGCAAAAUCAGGCUAGACUGAAGAACAGGACCUGAGCUGUGACACCGCCUGAGAGCCUUCGCUGAAAGCCUCACUCUGCAGGCGAAGAACCUGAGCUUCAUCUCUGCCGAUGAAACUCAAGCAGAUGAGCACAACCUGACGCCGCACGCUGAAACUCAGUACCUCUCUUACCUCUCGCACAACUCUAAACACCAACUUUACACACUAGAACAUCACACACCUGAAACCAUACGAUCACUAACAGACUCCCAUCAUGCACCACAUCUAUUGACUGACAGGGUGGAACUGGACACUGUUGCUGAAUCUCUGUACUCGUGCACAGACAGUGCCAAACAGCAACUGCUGAUCCCAGUAAGGCAAACUGUUCCUCACUUGAACCCGCGAUUUUUGUUGUGUGGGUGUUUUUGUUUUGUUUUGGUUUUUUUUUUUUUUUUAAAUCAAAGCCAUACCUGUUAAUUUGUUUGUGUUUACAUGCAUCAUCAUCACUUUAGGUAAAAGUGGGAACACACUCAGAUUGCACUUAAUGCAAUUCCUUAUAGUAUUUAAAAUUUUUACCCGUUCAAAUCUAGUUAUUCUUGAGGCCUAGACGUCUCCGUUGUCCCAUUUUAAUGUAAGUUAUUCCAUACUGAGGUCAAAGAAAUCGUUAGAUUAGGAAAUGAUGUCAGUCUGAGCUGCUCAGAUCGCAGUUCCUCACCAAAGGUCAGUACAACCUGUGGUCUGUGCAACCCUUUUGAAACACUGGAAUCAGGUUUUAGUAAGCUUGUGUUCUUAUUAUUAUUAUUAUUAUUAUUAUUAUUAUUAUUAUUAUUAUUAUUAUUAUUAUUAUUAUUAUUGUUUAGAAUGGACAGAACUGGUUAGUGUUUAAAUGCUUUUGCAGGAUCUGUAGCCCAACGUUAUAUUUAAAUAGUCUUCCUUAGGUUCUCAUACUUGCGUUGCUUCAGUGACAGACUGCAUGACUUAAGGCCAGCUGUCAGAUGCAGAUUCAACGCAACCACUGAGCUCUGGGUUUAACCGACACUGCUGUGAGGUGCGAGGAGAUGUUUAAAAGACUGGACGCAGCUUAUUCUGGGUGUUAACUGUUGAAACUGUGAGCUGCAGUAUGAAGAGUGCGUGUUGUUAUAUCCGUGCCGUAUGUUGAUGUCCAUUUGUGUUUAAUGGGAUUCUGCUUCUAGUUGUGAAUCUAAAUGGAGGGCUCAUAAAUCUGGUACUCGUCCCCCCCCCCUCGCCCCCUCCCCUCCAUCCACAUCCUGUUGAGUCAGUUCUUGGCUCGCUGCCUUGGCCUUUCCGCUGUGGAUCAGUGGCAUAAAGACUGAAUUGUGUUUGAUAAUGGAAUUCAAAGCAGGGACCCGAAUAUUAAACCGCAGACUGAGACUCUAUGUUCGGUACUUUUGCCCUUUCCCACGAUUGGCUCCAGCAGAUAGUCCUCCACAUGUUCGAGCGUAUUCUAAAGUUUUCAUUCCUGCAGCUCCAGGCGGGGAACACGUGGCGCUCAGUAUUUUUUUUUUUUUUUUUUUUUUUUUUUUUUUAUGUCCUUGGUGUGUUUUCAAGUAUUUGCGGGUAUAUCAUUAAAGACUGAUCACUGUAAUGAAGGGAUACUCCACUUUACUUUUGUACUUCAGAGUUUUAGAGUUAUAGUAGCAGUUUAAGAGUUAUAUUUAGAUUUUUAUUGAAUAGAGAAUGAAAGAUGUUGAGUGUAAAUGGUAGAUUUUAUUCUUUCUAAGUAAAUUGCCUUUCUUCAUGUUCAACCAACAGAACUAAUGAGCUGAAUGGUUACAAGGUCAAACUGAACACAUUUCAUUAUUUACUUAGGCUCAGAGUCCGUCGGUCUCUCAUUUGCUUUGUAAUUUAUUGAAAAUGAAGCCUGUGCGUGCGCUCCUUUUAAUGUCUUUAUGAACCGGGUGAAAUGAACCGAAUCGGGCCGUCUCGCUCGAGGCCCCACCGUGGCAGCUUGUUCUGAAGUGUAACAUUUUUGUUCAUUUCUGUAGACAAAUCUGUGAUUGUGUGUAAUUAUUACAAUGCAAUGUUUCAUGUAAAUAAAAUGUUUUUUUU